This is a messenger RNA of Trypanosoma conorhini, 485 nucleotides long. RefSeq names its product nucleolar RNA-binding protein. The record is from RefSeq and is a predicted model, not a curated record. The transcript has a single exon. NCBI's taxonomy places the organism in Eukaryota, Euglenozoa, Kinetoplastea, Trypanosomatida, Trypanosomatidae. The annotation marks the transcript as partial.
AUGGAGGGAUUCUACGGUGUUGAAGUGGCUGCUGGGAAGCAGGUGAGUCUCAAGAUCCCCGAGGAGCAUGCCCUCCGCCUGACCCAGCUCGCCCUCCCCGCCAACGCCAGCGCCGCGAUUUCGCUGAUUGUUUCCUUCCAGGGGAAGCAGUUCACCAUCGCCACGCUGGACCCCAAGAGGAACGUCUUCCAGAUGAGCACAGACCUCGUCUUCACGGAGCCCACGACGCUGACCGCAACAGGUGCGGGCUGCGUGCACGUGACGGGCUACGUCCAGCCUGUCGGCGACGACGUGGACAGCUUCGCCGGCCACGACUUCGACGACGAUGAGGAGGAGGAGAUGGUCCCGAAGAAGAAGAAUGGCAAGCCCGCCGCCCCCGCCGGAGACGACGAAGAGGAGGAGGAUGAGGAAGACGAGGACGAAGAGGUGGACGGCGUGCAUGCUGAGGACGAGGACGACGAGGAGGAGGAAGACGACGAAGACGA